UUUCGGUUUGAAUGUAGCAGGCGGGAGAUCACAGAUUUCCGGGUGAUUGUAUAGUGGAGUUUUUGUUGUUUUUUUAACAACUGUUAAUUGUUGGAAAUAUUUCAGUGUGUACUUCUCUGCAUGAAGAAAUACUUUUUAAGACUGCGAGGUUCGAAUAAAACCUGAAAGGAACAUCGUUACAGGAAAAUGAAUUACACCAGGGAAGAACAAACAAUGCGUGUUUUGCUGGGAGAAAUCAUAAACAAUGAAAUCCCUUGUUCUCCUGUGAAAACAUGGUCAAAAGCCAAGUUUAAAUCUCCAAACAUUGAAAAUCCUGGCCUAAAUAAAUUUAGAAAAUCUGAUGUCAGCAUCAAGUCUCCAGCAUUGGCUUUGAAAAAUAAAAUGAAGGAACAUGUCGAAAAGAGUGCUGUGAAGUUGCCUUUUACAGUUGCCAAAAGACGCAGCUCCAGGCUUAAAAAUGAAGAAUCAUCCCUGUCUGAUGCUACAGAAAAUCUUUCUUCCAGAUAUAUACUGAAACAGAUUAUUCGGACAGAGCCUGUGAGCGAGCCUUUGGUUAUAAAUCAACCAAAGAUGAGUAAACCACCAGCAUUAGCUGAUCCACCUCCGUAUGUUGAGAAAUCUGGGCUCAGUGAGAGUGAGCUCUCAAGUCUGGUAUCUCCAGAUUUGUCUACAGUGGAUGUUACAGCUGUUGUCCGGCGAAUGAAGCCAAAACGCCCUCUCAAAAGAAAGAGUGCCUCACAGUUUGAAAUAAAAAUGAAAGAUGCACUUCAACAAAGAGCAGAUUUGGAGACAAAGGGGCACAUUCCAGGAAGAUCUGUGAUGGACCAAACUGAAGAGUCAAUGAGUCUGGAUCUUCUAGAUUUAACUUCAGAAAAUAUUCCAGUUGCCACUAGAAGUAAUUUUAGAAGAAAGGUUAAGAAACAUCUUCCCAGAAUACAACUGGAAGAAAACAAAUCAGUGUUGAAUGCAGAAAACCCCAAAUCACAUGAUGAAUCAUCUGCUUUAACAAGUCAUCUGAGUAUGUCUUUGAAAACCCCGAACGUGGAGGAACCUAUCCAGAAGAGGGGAAUGAGACGCAAGGUGGGAGGUCGUAAAACAAUAGAUAUGAAGGCUUUUGAAGAAGGAGUAUUCAUAAAUUUGCAUCAAAGAAAAACCCCAGAUAUUGACAAACAUGACAUAAAUAAAAUUAAACCAAAUGACACUUCUGCAUUAGAGAAGUUUACACUGGGGAUCAGUGCAGUAAUGCCUCCUGAUCUAACUCAAGAUCUUCUGAAAACUACUCAGCUUUUUGAAGUACCAUCUUUCAUUUCUGCAGUUAAACCUACUCCCCAGAAGUCUCCUGUCAGUAUGUCUGUUCAAGUAGCUUCACUUCAAACUUUGGAGAUGAACAAUCCAGUACCAGAGAGAGAAGAGGUCAUCGAAAUGGAGAUUAAGAGACCUGAAAAAUUAGAUUCACAAGAAGAAAAAUACAUAAAAUAUGCAUCAGAGAACAGAUUACUUAGCUUGGGCAAGGGAGGGAAUGUAUUAAUGGAACAGAUAGAUGGAGGUGUUGAAGAGGAGGAUGGAGAAAUGAAUCAAGAGGAUGAAGAAUUGAUAGAAAAAGAGAAUAAAGAAGUUUCUUCUGUAAGCUUAGAAGAACAUUCAGAGGGUCUUUCUGAUGUUCUUAAUUCUGUCAAGGUUUUUGAAGAAAUAAAUCCAGGAGAUGAAGUAAUAUUAAAAAAUAAAAACAAAUUGAAUGAUCAAAUUGUAGCUCGGGAUAUUAGAAAGGUGACUGGGGAACUGGAGAUCAGAGUUCAAGAAGAUGAACUUGUGUCUGCUAAAGAGAUUAAUGAAAAAAUACUAAGCCUGGAAAGAGAAAAAGACAAGCUGCAGGAAGAAGUGGAGCCUGAAAUGGAAAAUAUUGAUGAGGUAGAACCACAAAGCAGAGAAGAUAAUGUGCAUGAGAUCCAAGAAAAUGCAGAAUGUGACCAUAUAAAUAAUGAAACCACUCACUUACAGCCCAGAGAGGUGCAACAAGCCAUACAGUAUGAAACGGAGUUCAAAGACAGUCAGCAAAAAGGAUCAGAAAGCCGUACUAACAGAAUGUCACGUAGCACCUCUGAGAGGUUUUCUGCAGCUGUGUUUCAAAGUUCCUCAGUCUCAUCUAGACUGGCCGAAGCCAUGUCCCCAGAUAUUCAUAAUAAAUCUCAGAGGUCAACUAUGCACUCUAAUGUUAGCUCUCCAGAUUUAAAAGACAACUCUGCAGCUUCGAGCAUGCUAAAUCAUCCCACCCUUUCAAGUUUUCAGAAAAGGACCAGAACAUCUAUGAGGAAAUCUGGAGCAUUAUCAGAAAUUAUGCAAGAUAAUGCAAAAUCUUCCUCCUUAUUACUUGAAUCGCAGCUUGAACCCGUACAAACUAGACUGAGCACUCCUUCGGUGCUGUAUAAACAUGUUUCUCCAAGUGUUCUUUCAAACAGUACUACAUCUAACAGACGAUCUAAGGGAGUUUCUCCAAGUAGCCAUGGCCAUUCUAGAACCUCUGACAUUUUGAAUACAAGUAUACAACUCUUGUCCCACAAUCAAAAACUAAAUGCAUCUGAAAAAGCCCAGUGUUUAAAACCAAAUGGUACCCCAGGAGGAAGUUUGGGUACUACUUUUGCAACGUCUUACAAGGAAAAUUAUGAAUUUGUACCAGAGGGUUCUCAGACUAAGAAUGUGCCAGCUAGUUAUUCUGAAGAUGAAGAUGAAUUUAGUGCUCAGGAUUCUGCAAUGUCUCUUCUGGAUGAUGGUGCCAAAACCAAAGAUUUAACUGUAUCUCUGACCCAAGGGUCCGCCCAAAAUGGAAAAUCCCCAGAAAUCCCUGUUGCAGCAGCAGUGGCCACAACUUCAAGAACCGAGUCGGAAAUUAACGAUGAGGAUGAAACAGAAAGUGAAGAGCUUUGCUUGAAAACACCUGCAUUUAUACGUGCAAGGAAAAGACCAUCGUCCCCUUCAUUCAGAGUGCCGCCUCUUUUCCUCAACAAAAACAUUAAAAGCAUUUCAAAGCCACUCAUGACAAAGAGUGCACAAUUUAAUAAUAAAAGAAAGAAAACCACAAAUGUUGAAAAACAAUAUGAGAUGCCAAAAAAUAUAGUGAUGUCAACUUUUACCCAUUUUGCCAGGAUGAAGGUGUCUAAAGAUGUCUACCCAACUUUGCAGACAUGUUUAGGAAAAUACUUUGACAGACUGGCUGACGACCUUGACAUGUAUGUACACCAUGCAAAAAGAAAGACUGUGGAAAUGGCAGACAUUGAGCUUCUAAUGAGGAGACAAGGAUUUGUGACUCAGAAGACACCUCUAAAUGUGUUAAUUGAACGACACCUUCCCUUGGAGUACAGAAAACUGCUGAUCCCUGUAGCUUCCAGUGGUAAUAAGGUUACUCCCAAUAUUUAAGCAAAACCCUUCAUUUUCAUAUUUGGUAGGCAGUAUAAUGUUGUACAGUGUGUUUAUAAUGUUGUAUAAUUUGUUUAAUUAUUUUGCUAUUCUUUGUUUCACUUCAAACAGUGUUAAAUUAUUUCUUGAGCAUAUAAGUUUUUACG
Polypterus senegalus (gray bichir) is the source of this 3557-nucleotide messenger RNA. RefSeq lists its product as uncharacterized. The record is from RefSeq and is a predicted model, not a curated record. Gene Ontology annotation, cellular component: kinetochore. Gene Ontology annotation, biological process: mitotic cell cycle; chromosome segregation; kinetochore assembly. The transcript is spliced from 16 exons. Gene Ontology annotation, molecular function: protein heterodimerization activity; DNA binding. NCBI's taxonomy places the organism in Eukaryota, Metazoa, Chordata, Cladistia, Polypteriformes, Polypteridae. The coding region runs from base 187 to 3411 and encodes 1074 amino acids.